AUGGGAGACGCACCUUUGCCAGCCGAGCAUGUGCUCAUCGUCUUUUAUAUGCAUAUGCCCGAACCGCUGCAAGAGGAAUUCCGCCGCAAGUUUGCCGGUGCCAGGGUCACUAUUCACAAAUCAGAGCCAGGUAAACCUGUGCCGCCAGAGCUGUACCAGAGUGCCACCGUCCUGGUCACCUUCACGGAUCUGCCAGAUCCCAAGGAUGCGACGAACCUGAAAUUCAUUCAUUCAUUCUCCGCUGGCCUGGACCAUCUCAUGCAGCACCCCAUUCUACGGGAGACUGACAUUCCCAUUACCACAAGCUCUGGUAUCCACGGUCCACCUAUUGCGGAAUGGACCGUGAUGAAUUGGCUGGUCUCCUCCCGGCAGUAUGUCAAGACAUAUGAGGCUCAGAAAGCGCAUGUAUGGGCAGAUAAAUCCCAGUUUAUGCAUGGCCUGCAUGACCAGGUCGGCAAGAAAGUUGGCAUUCUUGGAUAUGGCUCUAUCGGCAGACAGAUUGCCCGUGUCUCCAUCGCUCUGGGUAUGACUGUGUACGCGCACACUGCCUCCCCGAGAACAACAGAGGAAUCUCGGCGCGACACUCACUACAUCGUCCCCGGAACCGGCGACCCAGAUGGCUCGAUCCCGGUCUCAUGGCACCACGGCACAGACCGUGAAUCCAUCCGGUCUUUCCUAGCCCUUGGACUGGACCAUCUUGUCAUUUCUCUUCCGUUGACUCCGGAAACGACUUAUCUCCUUGGUCCAGAGGAGUUUGCUAUUCUUUCUGACAACUGCCACCACCAUGCUACCAAGCCAUAUGUGACCAACAUAUCACGUGGUAAGGUCAUCGACCAGAAGGCUUUGAUUGAGGCCUUGAAGUCUGGCGUGCUUGGCGGUGCAGCUCUCGAUGUUACUGAUCCCGAACCUCUGCCCAAGGAUAAUCCCCUUUGGGAUGCGCCGAAUGUGCAGAUCAGUCCUCAUAUGAGUAGUUUGGGUAACGAAUACUGGCCCCGUUCUAUUGAUAUUGCAGUGUUGAAUUUGGGAAGGCUGCAGAGGGGUGAGCCUUUGGUUAAUGCAUACAACCGGCGCAGAGGAUAUUAG
Messenger RNA from Penicillium antarcticum, 1083 nucleotides. Its product is annotated as D-isomer specific 2-hydroxyacid dehydrogenase family protein. Gene Ontology annotation, molecular function: NAD binding. The record is from RefSeq and is a predicted model, not a curated record. The coding region runs from base 1 to 1083 and encodes 360 amino acids. The transcript is spliced from 4 exons. NCBI's taxonomy places the organism in Eukaryota, Fungi, Ascomycota, Eurotiomycetes, Eurotiales, Aspergillaceae.